Molecule: messenger RNA, 1526 nt
Organism: Eutrema salsugineum
Lineage: Eukaryota; Viridiplantae; Streptophyta; Magnoliopsida; Brassicales; Brassicaceae
Product: chaperone protein dnaJ 49
Exons: 1
Coding region: 210-1304 (364 amino acids)
Biological process (GO): cellular response to misfolded protein
Cellular component (GO): endoplasmic reticulum membrane
Molecular function (GO): Hsp70 protein binding
Source: RefSeq, a predicted model, not a curated record
UCGUCUUGAAAUUUCUUCCACAUUCCAAUCUGAAAAUCCGAUCGGUGAGAGAAAGAGAAACCCUAAAUUCGAAGGGGCUCACUAUACCUCUCGACAGUCUCAUGAUCAUCGAGUUUCCCUUCUUUGACACUCGGUAUUUUACUUCUCUUGAUUCUCUCAAUCUGUUGUUUUCUAGGGCAUCGUUCGGGAUUUGAUUGCCUGAGGGAAAAAUGGAUGGAAACAAAGACGAUGCGUUGAAGUGCCUGAAAAUCUGCAAGGAUGCGAUCAAAGCCGGAGAUCGACCUCGAGCUUUGAAAUUCCUCUCCAAAGCUCGUCGUCUUGAUCCAGAUCUCCCGAUCGAUGAUCUCGUAUCUGAGCUCAAUAACCAGGCACAUGAACCAGGGUCUGGGAAAUCGCCUGGAUCUGCCGCCGCAAAAGACUCGACCAGUUCUUCAGAUCGGCCUUCUUUACGCCAACGCGGAUCGUCGACGACUUCAUCGUCUUCUUCAAUGUCAUACACCGAAGAACAGAUCUCUGUCGUCAGAAAGAUAAAAUCGAAGAAAGAUUAUUACGAGAUCUUAGGUCUUGAAAGCAAUUGUUCAGUGGACGAUGUGAGGAAAGCGUACAGGAAACUCUCGUUGAAGGUACAUCCCGAUAAGAAUCCAGCUCCUGGCUCAGAGGAAGCUUUCAAAUCCGUCUCCAAGGCAUUUCAAUGCUUGAGCAACGAGGAAGCUAGGAAGAAAUACGAUGUCAGUGGAUCCGAUGAGCCAAUCUAUCAACCACGACAAUCUACUAGGAGUAACGGGUUCAAUGGAGGAUACUACUACGAAGAUGAAUUCGACCCUAACGAGAUUUUCAGAAGCUUCUUCGGUGGAGGAGGAAUGCCUCCUGCGACUGCUCAGUUUCGAACAUUCAAUUUCGGAGCUACUCGUCAUAGAACAGCCAAUACUAAUCAAGCUCCUGAUGCAGGUUUCAAUGCUCGUAUACUUCUCCAGCUUCUCCCUGUGAUACUCAUACUUCUCCUCAACUUCAUACCUUCUUCUCAACCAGUUUACUCGCUUUCUUCAACUUAUCCUUACCAUUACAAGUUCACCACACAGAAGGGUGUCAAUUACUUUGUGAGAUCGUCCAAAUUCGAGCAGGAUUACCCACGAGACAGCUACGAUCGACAGACACUUGAAGAACAAGUUGAGAGAGAUUAUGUGUCUAUACUUAGUCAGAAUUGUAGGUAUGAGCUGCAGAGGAAACAAUGGGGAUUUGUUCGCGAAACGCCACAUUGUGACAGGAUGAGGAAUUUUGAGACAGCUUCUGCUAAAACCCACUGAAGCUAGUUACCAAUACGAGUCACAAAAUGGGUAAAUGAUCAGCUUACAAACGUUUUUUUCAUGUCGAUGCUUAAAAGAGUCAGAACUGAUAUAUGCUUUUCGUUUGUUAUUGUUUUGGAUUAUGAUGCUUUAGAACCUAACAUACGAUCCUUGGAUUUUGUGUGAUUAUCUCUGAGUUAAGAUUUUGGUCUUGCUAUAAAAUACUUUUGAGCCAAGAAAAAA